AUGGAGAGCAAGGGCAGCCGCUGUAAAAUCGUGGUGGUCGGCGACACGCGAUGUGGCAAAACGGCAUUACUUCAUGUCUUCGCCAAAGACUCGUACCCAGAGGUGAGUUAUGGCGGUUGUAUUACGAAGUUUGUACGAUUGUAAUAAAUAAGUCAUUAUUUUAAUUUAAAAAAAUAUUUGUGUAGCCUACGCGCCAUGCGCGCAUCAGCCUUCUCCAUAAAUGAUGUUAUAACAAUUAAAGGAUUCUAAAGUUUUUAGGCUUGAGAUCCUGUCUAUAGCCUAGGAUCAAUAGCCUCAAUCUAUGGCACAUCUUUUUAAUUAAUGACACAAAUUUUGCCUUAGCCCUAUACAUUCUAGCUGGUCAUGUGUGUUUUAGAAUUGGCUCAGAAUUCAUCUGGUGCAUGCCAUAUGCACAUAGCCUACAUGUGAUAUGUGAUAGAGGAAUAGGUCUAGACCAGACUUUAUCCGCCGAGAUGAGUAGGAAUGGAACAUGGUCUCAUUUUGAAUCAUUGGGCAGAUAUAGGUUUUCAUUGUGCCAUUUGAAAUGUUUCUUUUCAGAAUUAUGUCCCUACUGUCUUCGAGAACUACACGGCCAGUUUCGAGAUCGAGAAACAGAGGAUUGAGCUGAACAUGUGGGACACAUCAGGUAAGGACUGUGGCUUCAAGCGGGACUAA
Molecule: messenger RNA, 675 nt
Organism: Coregonus sp. 'balchen'
Lineage: Eukaryota; Metazoa; Chordata; Actinopteri; Salmoniformes; Salmonidae
Source: the annotation of a GenBank genome assembly